GGCGCGCCUAGCGCGCAUCUCCAUAAAGCCUGGUUGUCAGGUGUGCUGUGAUCAAACACGGCGCUUAUCAGUAAAGAAACAAACUCGUAUCUAAUACCGUCUGUUUGCCUUUACUCUGAAACGAAGUGAGACUGGUGAUAUGUCAGGCGCAAAGACCACUGCGUAUCCAGGCACCUGUUGACGCGCUAUUAUUAGAAAUAAUGGGCGACUUAUUAAACUACACUGGAACUUUUAACAAAAGUUUAAUGGAUCCUGACAAGUUCAGCAGUCUGGAGGAUAUCGACGUGACUGCGGAUGGGAACCUCGCUUUGCGGAUUAUAAUCUCGGUGGUUUACUCCGUGGUGUGCGCCGUGGGUCUGGUCGGGAACCUUUUGGUUUUCUUCUUGAUGAAAAUUAGGCAAGGACGAAAGAAAUCCACGAUUAAUGUGUUCGUCAUCCAUUUGGCUGUGACUGACUUUCAAUUCGUUCUGACUUUGCCUUUUUGGGCGGUGGAUACGGCGCUGGAUUUCAGCUGGCCGUUUGGUAACGCCAUGUGCAAAAUCAUUUUAUCGGUCACUGUGAUGAACAUGUACGCCAGCGUGUUCUUUCUUACGGCCAUGAGCAUUACUCGCUAUUGGUCUGUCGCAUCUGCCUUAAAAAUCCCUUCUAGAAAAAGGUUUGAGACUGUAAAAUGGAUAUGUGCCGUGCUGUGGGUCCUGGCGACUGUAGCCACGGCACCAACUACAAUUUUUUCCACAGUAACAGUUGUUGCAGGUGAAAAACUGUGUCUCCUUCGGUUUCCAGAUGGUCACGAUUGGCUUGCUCUUUAUCACCUUCAAAAGAUUGUCGUUGCAUUUAUCUUGCCCAUGUUUAUUCUGUCGGUAUGUUACCUUCUGCUUUUAAGAUUUAUUCGACAAAGGCGCGUUAAUAAUCACCAAGGCAGGCGAUCUAAAGUAACCAAGUCUGUCACCGUGGUAGUCCUCUCUUUUUUUAUUUGCUGGAUGCCAAACCACGCGAUCACUCUUUGGGGCGUCCUGGUGAAACUGAACGCUGUGCACUGGGAUAAAACAUAUUACAUGGUGCAUACUUACAUUUUCCCGCUGACUGUUUGUCUUGCCCACACAAACAGUUGUCUAAAUCCAGUUUUGUAUUGUCUCAUGCGAAGGGAGUUUAGGAAAAUGCUGCAUAGUUUAUUUUGGCGCAUGUCGUCACCUGCUUCUUCCAAAGCUGGAAAAUUACAUGGAUACAGUGGUGGCAUCAAUCACGAUCAAGAUGACGCACACAUUGGGGUUCAUUUAAACGUGAUGGGCACUCUGCAGUCCAGCCAUCCCGCGACUGUACCACAAUCUUAA
Paramisgurnus dabryanus is the source of this 1331-nucleotide messenger RNA. It is a transcript of the gene rxfp3.3a2, whose product is annotated as relaxin family peptide receptor 3.3a2. Gene Ontology annotation, cellular component: membrane; external side of plasma membrane. The record is from RefSeq and is a predicted model, not a curated record. Gene Ontology annotation, molecular function: C-C chemokine binding; C-C chemokine receptor activity. Lineage: Eukaryota; Metazoa; Chordata; Actinopteri; Cypriniformes; Cobitidae. Gene Ontology annotation, biological process: immune response; G protein-coupled receptor signaling pathway; cell chemotaxis.